AAGAAUUGUUGUUACGAACUUAAUAUUUAUAACUAGAUUUAGAAAAUCUUAUCAUGAUUUCUUGGGUUUGAAAGACGUUUAUAACCGGCAUGUUUCGGACGACCACACGAGAGCGUGUGGAUAUGUGUAAAUCAUGUAAAAACAAACUAUUUGGUAUUUGUUGUACAUUUUUUUUGCGUAUUUAUAUAUUUUAUAUACGUUCGGUAAACUGUGGGGAAUGUAUUAUUUGCAGUUAAACGUUUCAUACUCUCUUCGUGUUUUUAACUGUUCUAAUAAAAUAGAGUAAGUCAGUGUUCGUUUCGGCUUAACGUUACCGCAGGAACAGAUGCUAUUUAGCAUGAUCAUGUAACUGUCAUGUAUCGGUAAUAUUCGUGAAAUCUUUUGUAAAAAAAAAAAAGAAACCGCAGAAUGUCUCGCAUUUGUAAGAAGAAACCGGCCGUGUGCACAGACGAGCCGCUUUCCAACAGUACCAUCUGUCAAAAGAUUGCUCUGUUGAUAGACAUACUCAGUACAAGCUACGGACCUACUGGCAGGUUAAAACAAAUCCACAACAAUGUUGGGGGCCAUGUGUUGACCACUUCAACUUCCACAGUGUUGCUCAAACGACUAGAAUUAUCAGAGCCAAUUCUCAAAUUAAUCUCAACUUCUAUUCAACAUCACACAACACGGUACAGUGACUGUGGUUUGUUUAUGGGGAUUUUUACUCUCAGACUCGUUGAAAGUACUCAGAAACUUGGUCUCAGGAAUGUUGCAGCAUUAUCCAAGGUGUACAUGCACCUUUUGGAAGAAUGCAACCUGUAUCUCAAAGGCGACAGCUGCAUUUGUAAGGUCAGAGUGGACUUUACCAGCUGUGAUUCACUGGUUGCACUGGCCACCAGUAUGCUCACCAGCAAACCUGCCUGCAUGUUGAAUAGCAGAGAGAAGCAACAUAUCGGUUCACUGAUCACACAGGCUUUCCUGUAUUCUAUCCCAUGCAACUCUACCGGUGUGACCUGUUUUGGCCGUACAGUCACCAUUGCUAUUGAAAGCCAAUCGGUGAGCGAUGCUGCAGUUUUUCCGGGACUGUUGGUGGAUGUUCCUGAGAUGCUUCAGCCUGCAGACCUGAAGAGACUGGGAUCUGGUCCUUUUAAAGUGGUGCUUUUUAGCACAUCUUUGGCAGGUGAUAUUUCAGAAGUUGGUGAUUUGGCAUUGGAGGUCUAUGGGGGUGUGGACCCAGACUUCGAGGUCCUUCAGCAGCUCCUGAGGCUUGGGAGACACGUUGUGAAGAAUAAAGCAAGCUUAUUUGCAUGUCAGAAAGUAAUACAUCCAGUUCUGCAGCAAUAUUUCAGGGAGCAUGGAGUGAUUGUUAUAGAGAGACUUGGACUUGGUCUGAUGGAGCCAUUUGAACAGAUAACAGGUGCUCAGGCUGUUGCCUCUCUGUGCUCUCCAGUCCCUCCUGAAGCUUACGGGCUGAUUAAAGGCUUCAGUUUCCAAUCAUGUGGAUCCAGGGAGCUGCUCCAGCUCCUUCCUUGUAAAGAUUUUCCAUUUAGCACCAUGGUUCUCUGCCAUAGAAAUGAAACUAUGCUGGAAGAACUCAAGAUGACGUGCCAAAGAGCAGAACAUGUUUUGCGACUGACUCUGAGGGAGCCCUACGCCCUGCUCGGAGGAGGCUGUACAGAGACACUUCUGGCCACCCACAUUACACACAUGACUCAGUCCAUGGUCGCCAAAACAGCUACAAGUCUUGGUGUCUCUCACUCUGAGUUUCUUAUGGCGGCGGAGGUAUUCUGCAGUUCUCUGCGAGCUGUGACUCUUUCUUUAGAACACGAUGGACAGGACUGUCUCAUUGACUUGACAUAUGCUCACCGCUGGGUCCCAGAUAUGGACUUACACAACAGUGUUAAACGGGCAUGUGGCUGUGGCCUGGUGGAAGACAGAUCCAACCUGGAGAAGACCCCUUUAAAUACAGCAUACCACACAUUCUGUCCUGUUUCCCUGGAAAAUACUGACAACCAGCCGAAAAUAUUAGAUUCCUUCUCUGCCAAGCUCAGUGCUUUGAAUGUCGCUGUCGAGAUCGCUAAUCUUGUUCUAGAUGUAAAAUACAUAAUAAGGGAUGUAAAUUAAAUUUGGAUGAGAAUGUAAUUGAGCGUAAUUUAUUUUUAUACAAAUAUAAUUGUAUAUGUUUAUAUAAUAAAGCCCUAUAGAAAGAAAUGAGCUUGUAAUACACAGGUUGAAAGCCACCAAAACAAUAACAAGGAACAAAAUCGAAAUUCAUACUUUUAUUUUCAUAAGUAUGCAAGUAAAGUCAAAAGGGAAAUUGUUUUUUUAUAUAAAGUUGGCUUGUAAUGUUUAUGGUUAAUUCAUUCUCUUAAUUUACCAGUCUUUGGCAGAUGUGACUCGAAGUUAAUUGAGACCAAGUCAUUUCUCCAGUGCCCUUCAGCACCACAACAAGUGCACUGUAAAAAUAAAUGUUGUGAUUGUUUGAUAAUAUGACUUCAUCAAACUGCAUAGCGAAUUUCCUGAGAGGGAAAUGUGGCCAAGUGUUAUGUUGAUGUACUGUAAUUCUUAGGCAUCAACACUGGAGUGUUCUUUGAUUUCUGAGCCUAUACCAAAUAAUGAAGUAUCAGUGUUGUGAAGUUUAAUCCCUUAGCUUUAAUGAGGGUACUUCUCUGAUGGGACAUUUCUGUGGGAAAUAUAAAAGGACUAAAAGUUUUAUAUUAACAGAAACUAUUUGGAUUUAGAAAUG
Triplophysa dalaica is the source of this 2725-nucleotide messenger RNA. It is a transcript of the gene mkks, whose product is annotated as MKKS centrosomal shuttling protein. The coding region runs from base 409 to 2103 and encodes 564 amino acids. Lineage: Eukaryota; Metazoa; Chordata; Actinopteri; Cypriniformes; Nemacheilidae. Gene Ontology annotation, biological process: intracellular transport; developmental process; protein folding. The record is from RefSeq and is a predicted model, not a curated record. Gene Ontology annotation, cellular component: cytoplasm; kinociliary basal body; nucleus. Gene Ontology annotation, molecular function: ATP binding. The transcript has 4 exons.